Messenger RNA from Ceratitis capitata (Mediterranean fruit fly), 492 nucleotides. RefSeq lists its product as uncharacterized. Bases 1 to 363 code for a protein of 120 amino acids. The record is from RefSeq and is a predicted model, not a curated record. The transcript is spliced from 2 exons. Lineage: Eukaryota; Metazoa; Arthropoda; Insecta; Diptera; Tephritidae.
AUGAAAAAGAGAAAAUCCAUUUCGCCAACACGAACCGGGCGCUUUCAAGUGUACGCAUCUGUGUGUGCGUGUGUGUGUGUAUGUAUCUGUGUGAGGGCAGUGUUGAACGAACGAAAAGCGGCAGCGAGCAUAGGCCGCAGCAGCAGCAGUAGCAGUAGCAGCUGCAAACAGGCAGCAGCACGGUGGAGCUAUGACAAAACGCUGUCUGAGAUAAAGGAUUUUUGCUUAGGGAUGGUCCAUAAGCCCCGUGGCCGUCGCUCUGUGGAAUUGGGCUUGUGUCUACAGGCUUAUAAAAUUCAAUCAACACAAGAUGUGAAGCCUGCUCAUCAUCAACAACGGCUGAUUGGCAUGCCUAAAUAUUAGCUGGAGUUUUAUGAAGAAAUCGUCUUGACGGUAGAAACCCAUUUCCACCUUGAUGGAUGAGUCAAUAAGCAAAACUGUCGCAUCCGUUGGUCGGAAACCCCAAGAUAAUUAUGUACAUACGAGUAUAUU